ACUCUGUAGCUUCCUCUUCUACUACUAACAAAACUCCCAUGGAAGAACAACAUCAAUCUCCCAUUAUUUUCAAUAACUAUCAAACAAUUUCUUCUUCAUCUCUAACAAAAAGAUCAAUAACCUUGAAAUCAUCAAAACAACAAACCAAUCAAAACAAGAAAAUCAAAUCCAGUACUGAAAAAACCAAGAAAAUGGACGAUUCAAAACACCCAAUUUACCACGGUGUUCGAAAACGAAGCUGGGGUAAAUGGGUGUCUGAAAUUCGCGAACCGAGGAAAAAAUCAAGGAUUUGGCUUGGUACAUUUUCUACAGCUGAAAUGGCUGCCAGAGCACAUGAUGUAGCUGCAAUUGCCAUUAAAGGUCACUUAGCUUUACUCAAUUUCCCUGAAUUAGCUCAUCAAUUUCCUAAACCAUCUUCGAAAUGCGCUAAAGAUAUUCAAUCUGCAGCCGCAAAGGCUGCAGCUUUGAAUAUUUCACCAAGAAAUUUUAUGGAAAAACAGAGUACAGAUGAGUUAAUGGAAAUGCCCUCUUCUUCUGAAGAAACAGAGUCAGCAGAAUCAUCUUUGACGAGUAAUAGCGAAGACCCUUUUCUUGAUUUGCCUGAUCUUCUUAUGGAUCUUACUCAAAAAUUUGAUAAAUUUUGCUACUAUAAUUCACCAUGGGAUUUAGCUGGAGCUGAAAGCAAUGACUCUAAUUACAGUGAAUUCUGGCCUGAAGAAGAUCUCUGUUUGUGGGACUACAGCCUCGAAGCCCCACGACUGUAACAAUAUAAUUUUUCAACGAAAGAUAUUUAAUUGAACAGACGCAUAUUGAAGGUCUCUAAAUGUGGGAUUACAGCAAUUAAACUGCAUUCUUACAAAAUAGUAUAAUUUUUCGACGAAAGGAUCGUGGAAAAAUCUAAAAAAAAAAAGUAAAACUGACAGUAAUUUUUGUUUUUUACCUCAUUGAAUUGAGUUAAUUGUACUAGGGGAGCUUUGUUGUAACACUAAGUAGCUUAUUAUAAGUUAUUUCCAUAUAUAUAAUCGCUUCAAGUACAGUUUCUUUUAAAUUUUAUUAACGUGAAAUACUUUGUAGAUCGACCUGGUGUGUACCUCUCGUUGUAAAAUGUAAACAAAUGAAUAAGUUAA
Molecule: messenger RNA, 1127 nt
Organism: Solanum pennellii
Lineage: Eukaryota; Viridiplantae; Streptophyta; Magnoliopsida; Solanales; Solanaceae
Product: ethylene-responsive transcription factor ERF038-like
Exons: 1
Coding region: 39-764 (241 amino acids)
Biological process (GO): regulation of DNA-templated transcription
Molecular function (GO): DNA-binding transcription factor activity; DNA binding
Source: RefSeq, a predicted model, not a curated record